Messenger RNA from Drosophila novamexicana, 836 nucleotides. RefSeq lists its product as uncharacterized. The record is from RefSeq and is a predicted model, not a curated record. The transcript has a single exon. Bases 62 to 772 code for a protein of 236 amino acids. NCBI's taxonomy places the organism in Eukaryota, Metazoa, Arthropoda, Insecta, Diptera, Drosophilidae.
UCUUGUCAGUUGGCUCUGCCGCUUCAUUCAACAGCUUUAGUAAAUUAUUACACGUGUAAACAUGAGCGAUUGCAACCUGGAGGCAGCCACUCAACAGGAUCAGGCCAAGCCUGAGGAGUCGCUUCCAGCUAACCCGCUGCAACAGCCCACGGCACAUGAUGUUGCUCUGCAGAAACAUAGCGAGCUGAAGGGACAGCAAUUAGAUCUCAAGAAGCAACUAAACACCCUGAAACUACAUCUCGCUGCGCUCGGGAUUGAAAAUGAUCAUUUAGAGGAGCAUAUACACAAGCUGGAGCAGCAGAAUCUACAAAAGGAGUACUUUAACCAAAACAUCAAGACACAGAUCUUGAGCGCUGCAAAGCGAGCAGUGGACAACCAAACGCGCAUCACAUUUCCUCAACAUUUUUUAGUCCAAAUCUUUGCACCCUUUGCAGAAGAUCAGAAUUUUAUGGAGCACUGUGCGCAAAUAGAUAGCGAGAUAGCCAAAUUAAUGCACAAGCUGCGCCUCCAGGCAUACCAGGCACAAGAAACUAAAUUUAGAAGUGUUAUUAGCAAAAAGAAAACCAACUUGCAAGCCCAGCUUGUGCAUAAAUAUGAAGCGAAGCUGGCCAAACAGGAGAGAGCCCAUCAAGCAAAGGUUUCACAACUGAAACACAAAUGUUUCGAGCUGCUGCAGCAUUGCCUAAUCGAGAACUGUAAAGAUACAGAGUAUAUAAAGUCGUAUUUGACAGAAAUGAAAACCCUUUAUGAGCAGAAGACGCAGAACCCCUAGCUUAAUCUCUAUACCAUUUACAUAUGUGUUUAUAUUUUUUAUUAAUCGGCACGUUUAUUUAACC